GAAGAACUUUUCUUCUGCCUCUUCCUCCUCUGGUGGCUUUUGUCUCUUAGUGAGUGGCACCGUGGCAGUAAGACUGACAGUUCGUUUAGCAUAACCAAGAGUAAUACUGCCACAGCUAUAGUCGUGGUCCUCAGGAGAAUAUUGCCCACCCACUACCAGAUCAGCAUGUUACGACGGAAACCAUCCAACGCAUCUGAAAAGGAGCAGGGCCAGGUGCAAAAGAAGAAGCUGACUCUGCAAAGGUCCAGCAGCUUCAAAGACUUUAUGAAGCCAAAGCCGUCGUCACCCGUAGUGAGCUCUGAGCCUACACUGGAUGAAACACAGCUGGAGAGUGCACCACCAGAGGAUUCAAGGAAAAGUAACGGGAAACUGGGAAAGAAAUGGAGAAAUGUCAUAUCUCGCACAAUGACCCGUAAAACCUCCAAGAUGGUACAGAAAGCCCUUGCAGAGGAGGGGAAUGAGAGUGGGGGGGACGGCUCUAUGUCUCCAAGUGACUGGAUUCCAGAUCUCACUGCUGGGAACAGAACGUCUGUGUGCUCCAACAGCUCAGAGGACACAAUACACAGCCCUCUCUCACGCCAGCUCUCUGGAUGUGCUGACAGGCAAAGUCUGGACAGUGGCUUCAGCCAGAGAGACAGUAUGAGACUGGAGGACAGCACCUACACAGGGCCCUUCUGCGGCAGAGCCCUCGUCCACACUGACUUCACCCCCAGCCCCUAUGACAUUGAAUCCCUCAAACUACAGAAAGGAGACAUCAUCCAGAUCAUUGAGAAGCCACCAGUAGGCACCUGGACUGGUAAACUCAAUAACAAAGUGGGCUCCUUUAAAUUCAUCUACGUCACAAUACUACCAGAGGAGGACACACCACCAAAGAGGAAGCGAUGCCAGAGUCAAAGACGCAAGAACAAACCCAAACCGCAAACCCUGGAGGAAGUUCUGGAGAGAAUAGGCCUAACUGAGCUGGAAUCUCUCCUGUCCAUGCAUGGCUUCCAGAGUUUGGAGGAUUUCAGCGGCCUGAAGGAGUCCCACCUGAACGAACUGAACAUUACAGACCCUGAGCAAUGUGUGAAGAUACUGAAAGCAGCAGAAUUGCUUCAUGACUCUGAGGAUGAAUCCGAUGUAGAGGAGCAAAAGACUGAAAUGCCACGGGACUCAGGUUGUUACGAGAGCACAGAGAACCUGGCAAACGGAUGUGAGGAGCCCCAGCUGGAAUCCCAACUGGAGCCAGAGACUGAUCCGGACACAGAAACAAAGCUCAAUGCGAUUCAGGAACAACUGGAGGAGAUGAAGGUGGAGGAGAGUCCUGCGAGCCAAACAGAGUGAAGCCACCAGAAUGUUCUUUUGAUCCUGCUUCUUUGAAACUCUGUCAAGCUGGAUUAAAUUCUAUGAAAAAACAUUUCAUAUGCACAGCCCAUACAGAGGCCAAUAGGUCAUCUUAGAAGAUGGCUUAAAGAUCUUGAAGCUACCAUCAUCUAUUCGCUCUGAUAUUAUUGUUCAGAA
This is a messenger RNA of Sinocyclocheilus rhinocerous, 1500 nucleotides long. RefSeq names its product SAM and SH3 domain-containing protein 3-like. Bases 166 to 1323 code for a protein of 385 amino acids. Gene Ontology annotation, molecular function: protein binding. The transcript is spliced from 8 exons. The record is from RefSeq and is a predicted model, not a curated record. Lineage: Eukaryota; Metazoa; Chordata; Actinopteri; Cypriniformes; Cyprinidae.